Molecule: messenger RNA, 1056 nt
Organism: Malassezia restricta
Lineage: Eukaryota; Fungi; Basidiomycota; Malasseziomycetes; Malasseziales; Malasseziaceae
Product: seipin
Exons: 1
Coding region: 1-1056 (351 amino acids)
Biological process (GO): lipid storage; lipid droplet organization
Cellular component (GO): endoplasmic reticulum membrane
Source: RefSeq, a predicted model, not a curated record
AUGAAACGCGAGGUCCUUCCGCCUAGGCCCGUAUCGCGGGGACCGCUGCGCAAGAGUGCGCGUCGCAGGGGAUGGGUACGUCGGCGUUCCGCGCAUGCCCCAUCGUACCUCGAUGUCGCGAUACAGACGGUCUGGGUCUACGUGCGAGCGAUAUGGCGCAUGCUGGUACAGUGGCCGCUGGAGCAAUGUUACCGCGUGACGUACGCCGUGUUUUUAUCACCUACGUCGCAUAGAAUCGUACUGCGCAUGUUCAUGCUGUGUGCCUUGCAUUUCACGUGCAUGGGACUAGCCUUACUGGCGUUUGGUGCAUUUUACUAUGCGUGGGUGCCCAAGGUGGCCCUGUCCAAGGACGUGUGGCUGCAGUAUGGCGAGGGCGCUCCUUGGGCCGAUGUGCGCCUGGACGCGACACCAUCCGAUGCACUCGUAUGGCAGAAGGAAGCGCGCCAGCCGAUGUUCGACGUCGACCUGCCGUACGACGUGUCUCUCGAUUUACGGAUUCCCGUCAACCGCGUGAAUGUGGACAUGGGCAAUUUCAUGGUCGACAUGUCUCUCCGCACGCAUGAUGGCACCGUGCUGUAUGAGUCACACAGGCCUGUGCUCCUAGUUCCAGAUCCUCUAUUCCUGCGCUGGACGUCACGCAUGUCGCGCAUGUUGUGGAAGCCGGUGCUCAGCGAGCCUGUGGCCCCGACUCAAUUGGUGCGUGUGCCGCUGCUACGACGCAUCGUGCCUCAUGCAUCACCUAUCGACAGUGGCCCUGCCACAUUUCGACAGAAAGGAUACCUGGUCUCGCAAGCGCACGUCCGCAUCGGGCUCACGACGCAUCAAAAUGUCAUCUUGCCCGAUCAGCCGCUCCCUUUGGCGCUGCAUCCCAGUGUGGUCCAAAUUGAGCAUGCGACGCUGCGAUUUGAAGCAUACCUGUCAGGCGCCGCCUAUCUUUUAUACGCCUAUCCGGUUUUUUCGCUGGCCUCCUUUCUCGUGGUGUUUUCGUCGAUCGAGUUUGGCGUGGCUGUCACGAUAUGGCUCGUGUCGUGCGCCUACUUUUCGUGGAUCGCCUAG